Messenger RNA from Juglans regia (Persian walnut), 2150 nucleotides. Its product is annotated as WD repeat-containing protein RUP2. Gene Ontology annotation, molecular function: protein binding. The record is from RefSeq and is a predicted model, not a curated record. Bases 67 to 1287 code for a protein of 406 amino acids. The transcript has a single exon. NCBI's taxonomy places the organism in Eukaryota, Viridiplantae, Streptophyta, Magnoliopsida, Fagales, Juglandaceae. Gene Ontology annotation, biological process: response to UV-B.
GCUCUCAUUGGUCCAAAUGCCCCCAAAACCUCCGAUAACAUCUCCACCACUCCAUAUGAAUGGGCAAUGAGAAACUUCUCCACAAAAUUCCAUCCGCAGGACCGAGAAGAGCCAACGUCCCAAGAAAGAAAAUUAGAAGAAAAAGAAAGCAUAAAGGACGAUAGAGAAGAAGAGAAAGAAGAAGAGAAAGAAGAAGAAGAAGAAGAAGAAGAAGAAACAAGAGCUAUAUGUGAAUGGGAAUUCAAUCUCUCCACUACUGUCUCUUCUAGCACAGCCGGAGCCGUGUCGGACACUCUCGGAGUGAUCGAGUUUGACCCGUCUGACAGCUUUGUAGCCACCGGUGGUAUCGCGAGAAAGAUCAGAAUUUACAGUUUACGGUCUUUGCUACCACAAGGUGAGCGUAGUAAUACCGCUUCCACUUUGUUAGACCAUGCCAGUGCAUGUGAGUUCUACAUCUGCACCCCAGCUAAGCUUAGCAGCAUGAGGUGGAAACCCGGUUCCGGAGGACGAGUUUUGGGGUCAGGAGACUAUGAUGGGGUGGUCAUGGAGUAUGACCUGGAGAGAAGAAUGCCCAUUUUUGAGCGGGACGAGCAUGGCGGCCGCCGAGUCUGGAGCGUGGACUAUUCGCAUUGUGAUCCGGUUAUAGGGGCAUCGGGGUCGGACGACGGCACCAUGCAGAUGUGGGAUCCACGAUGCGAAGGUGGGAGAUGCGUGGGUACGGUGCAGCCCAGCGUGGGGCGUAGUCCCGUCUGCUGUGUUGAAUUCAAUCCCGUUGCUGGGGCAUUAAUCGCCGUCGGAUGUGCGGACCGGAAGGCUUACGGGUACGACAUCAGAAGAAUGGCGGAUCCGGUUGUGGUGUUUGACGGGCACAGUAAAACCGUAACUUACGUUCGAUUUCUGGAUGCCCAAAUGAUCGUCUCAGCCGCGACGGAUGGGUGUUUGAAGCUGUGGAAUAUCAACGACUCCCGUGUGAUUCGCACCUACAAGGGACACGUGAACAACCGGAACUUUGUCGGGUUAUCAGUGUGGAGGAAUGGCGGGUUAUUCGGUUGCGGAUCGGAGAACAACCAGGUUUAUGUGUACGAUUUGAGGUGGGGCGAGCCUAUAUGGGUGCAUGGGUUCGAGCCAGUGAGUAGAGCCGGGCGCGAGUAUGGGUUCGUCAGUAGCGUGUGUUGGAGGCAAGUGGGGGACGAAAGCUGCACACUCGUGGCAGGGGGAUCAGAUGGAGUUCUGCAGGUUUUUGUGGGCAAAAGGAAGCCAGGUUUAAUUAGACUGUCCCAUAAAUGAUAUGCAUUCAUAUAUCCAAUUUAUUAGCACAAAGAGAGAGAAAAGAAAAAGAAAGACAGAAGCCAUGCAUGCACUUUGCCUUGCUGUUAUCUGAUCUGCUAACAAAACCUUUUGCAAUUAAAACCUGCAUGUUGCAUUUUCUUGAAGGCCCAUGUUUUAUAUUUUAGGAGAGAUUUGAUUUGGCGAGUUUAAUUUGUUUUGACUCUCUUAACAUUUUUGCAAGGCAACCUGCUGUAAGGUAAUUGAAUGCCUUUAUUAUUUGCAAACGUGGCCUUGUUUAUAUAUUGUUUUGCUACUUGAGAUAAAUGUUCAUGAUCCAAUGUGCUUUAUACUUGGGACAACAUGAAGAAAACAGUCUUUUUGCUUCAUAUCAACAUGCAGGCACGCACAAAUUGUUGUCACGCCCCUUUGCACGAUGAAAAAGAGUAUGGGCGGCCGGGUUCAGUCGACUCUGAUCUCUGGGAGAUGCUGAUCGAACAACUUACUUUGACCUAGCUAGCUAAUUGGAAAUACAGUACUCAAAUAACUAUUGGACAGAUUGUCAAAGAUUUUUAAUUAAAUGAAUCGUUGAAAUAUUUGUUCUCAGGGAUCAUGCAUUUUGUAUGCAGGAUUUGAAGAAAAAGAAGGAUAAAAUAUCAAUCAUAUCAUGUGUUGUAUGGAUAUAUAGAUAGAUGAUCUUUCUUAAUUCCUUUGAAAAAAAUCUGUUUAUAAGCUUAUUUAGAGGACGAAAGAUGAUCAAUCAUAUGCAAUGCGAAUAGAUGGUCUUUCUUAGCUAGGAUGAAAGAUUAGUGCAAUGCAGAUGUAUGAUAUUUUUUCCUUUGAGAAAUUAUGUUUAUUAUGAUAUGAGCUUAUUUACCGACAAA